AUGACGAACCUUCCUGGUAUCAUCUAUACUCGCUGGGGUAACGAUGUAUGUCCCGAAGAUGCAGAACUCAUCUAUUCAGGAUCUAUUGGAGGUGCACACUACAUUCAUACUGGUAGCGGCUCAAAUCAUCUCUGCAUGCCGGACGAGCCUAUCUAUGACGAAGUACAAGCUGGCUUACAUGAUCACCGAGCCCUACUUUACUCCUCUGAAUACGAAGUCCAUAGUGCUCCUUUACGCAUCCAACCAAUGCAUGACCACACUCCGACCUGUGCAGUCUGCAGGGCGCCCUCUGGCCGCACCAGCAAACUCAUGAUUCCUGCCCGCAACGUGUGUCCUUCUCAAGAGUGGCGUUUAGAGUACGCUGGUUAUAUUAUGGCAGCGAAAUACGAACACAAUAGAUCGGAAUUAGUGUGUGUGGACCGAGAGAUGGUUCCUAAAGCGGGUACCCUGGGGAAUCAGAAUGGUGCGCUGUUGUAUAUGACAGAAGUUCGGUGUCAGGUGGGUGAUGGCUUGGAUUGUGGACCCUACGUCGAUGGUUACGAAAUUACUUGCGCCGUCUGUACUAUCUAA
Molecule: messenger RNA, 570 nt
Organism: Strongylocentrotus purpuratus (purple sea urchin)
Lineage: Eukaryota; Metazoa; Echinodermata; Echinoidea; Camarodonta; Strongylocentrotidae
Product: short-chain collagen C4-like
Exons: 2
Coding region: 1-570 (189 amino acids)
Source: RefSeq, a predicted model, not a curated record